Syngnathus acus (greater pipefish) is the source of this 1527-nucleotide messenger RNA. It is a transcript of the gene tcea1, whose product is annotated as transcription elongation factor A (SII), 1. NCBI's taxonomy places the organism in Eukaryota, Metazoa, Chordata, Actinopteri, Syngnathiformes, Syngnathidae. Gene Ontology annotation, molecular function: nucleic acid binding; zinc ion binding. The record is from RefSeq and is a predicted model, not a curated record. Gene Ontology annotation, biological process: positive regulation of transcription by RNA polymerase II; DNA-templated transcription; transcription elongation by RNA polymerase II. The transcript has 10 exons. Gene Ontology annotation, cellular component: nucleus. Bases 163 to 1092 code for a protein of 309 amino acids.
GUAAGGUCUGCUACACAGUGGAGGCUCCGGGAUCCGCCGCCUCGCAGCUCCAGCACCGCUGCCUUCAUCGGAGUGGCGUGCUCUCCAUCGAGGAUAGCCUUUUUUCUCUUUUUCUUUUCACCCCCAUUCUCACUGCGCUUCGUUUUCGUCUCCCCGGUCGCCAUGGGCAAGCGGGAGGAAGAGGAGAUCAUUAGAAUCGCCAAGAAAAUGGACAAAAUGGCGCAGAAGAAAAACGGGUCUGGUGCUCUGGACCUGCUCAAGGAGCUACGCAGCGUACCGAUGACCCUGGAACUAUUGCAGUCGACCAGAAUCGGAAUGUCUGUCAACGCCAUCCGCAAGCAGAGCACAGAUGAAGAGGUGACAUCCCUAGCCAAGUCUUUGAUCAAAUCAUGGAAGAAGCUUUUGGACGAGCCCGUGAGUGGGGACAAAUCCUCAGAUGACAAGAGGAAAGAUACGGCCCCUGUAUCUCCCGCCCAGGGAAGUCCGGAGGCGAAAGAAGAAAGCAGCUCCAGCAGUAACUCCAGCGGCAAGAGCGAGCACGCAGACGUUUCCAGCAACUCGCUAAUCAACACUUUCCCUCGUGCUCCCGGCACCGGCGACUCCAUACGCAUUAAGUGUCGAGGGAUGCUGUCCAACGCUUUACAGACUGGAGACGACUACAUCGCCAUCGGUGCCGACUGCGACGAGCUCGGAGCGCAGAUUGAGGAAUGCAUAUUCCAAGAGUUCAAAAACACGGACAUGAAGUACAAGAACCGCGUGCGCAGCCGAAUCUCUAACCUGAAGGACGUGAAGAAUCCCAACUUGAGGAGGACGGUGCUCUGCGGGAGCGUCACCCCCGAGCGCAUGGCCAAGAUGACCGCCGAGGAAAUGGCCAGUGACGAGCUGAAAGAGAUGCGGAAGAACUUGACCAAAGAGGCUGUCAGAGACCACCAGAUGGCCACCACGGGGGGCACGCAGACAGAUCUGUUCACUUGCGGCAAGUGCAAGGGCAAAUGCUGCACCUACACGCAGGUUCAAACUCGCAGCGCUGAUGAGCCCAUGACCACGUUUGUCUUCUGCAAUGAGUGCGGAAAUAGAUGGAAGUUCUGUUGAGCGGGCAGGCAUCUUCCUUGAGUAGCAAAAUUCCUGGACCAGAUCCUAUCGACGGGCGGCAGAUUGGAGCUUUUUCUUUUUUUAUGUUUCUUUUUUAUCAUCUGGUGUAUACGUUGUACACCGGACGUUGUGUUAAGGAUGCCUUGUGGCUUUGAGUUGGACUAAAAUCUCCUGAGGUCAUCGUAAGCCCCGUUCUCUCUGCCGACCGACCCCACCGCCGACAAAUGCAAUCUUUUAAUAUUGUUAAUAGUCGUUUCCAAAUAAUUAGAUGUAUGCAAUCAAGCUUGACUCGUUCUUUUAUCAGCAUUUUUUUUUUUUUAUAUUUGUAGAUUUAACACCGUUGGCAGUUUCGCUAUGCUUUCCCCUCCACAACAGCACCACAUUGUUUUAUUUAAUUACCCAAUAAAGUGUAAUCCAUUUGAUUAAAAAAACAAA